Molecule: messenger RNA, 1203 nt
Organism: Quercus lobata
Lineage: Eukaryota; Viridiplantae; Streptophyta; Magnoliopsida; Fagales; Fagaceae
Exons: 3
Coding region: 1-1203 (400 amino acids)
Source: RefSeq, a predicted model, not a curated record
AUGAUGGAGCCAGCUGUCCCUGAGGACAUCCCACAGGCGGGCCCCUCAUCAUCUCAUCAGAUAGCAGAGGACGAAGGCGAGUCUGAUCGGUCCGAGAAAGGUUUUGAAGUUUUUGACCGAGUCUACCAAUCCGAAGAUCCUCAUGGUGACAUAGGUGACUCAGCCUUGUCCGAGGCGGAAUUGUUGUCCAUAGGCACCUCUUCUCAAGCCGAGAUGGGAGUUAAAAGAAUACCUUUGACCCCCCUUCUCCAACUCCUUGAGGGCCCGCCUGGGAAGGAUACACAGGAGGCACCACAACCCCAUGCUCCUUCUCCACCAACUCGGCACCCUACCAUCCAAACCAGGUCAUCCUCCGCCAAGUCACAGUCACAAUCCACUCGCCCCGAACUUCCCACUUCCUCCCAACCAGCUCGGCCUCAUCGACCUAAAGGCGCUGAUUCCAAGAGAAAGAGGAGCCCCAAGGGCAAGGAUGUCAUGGACGAGGGAAAAAUCCCACCUUCUAGGGAGAAAGUUGAGGCUCCUCGCACAAAACAGCUGAAAAUUGGACCCCAAGGAAAGGGCAAAGAAACUGUAGUCCAACCUUCUCAAGGCAAAGGAAAGGGGGUUGAAUCCCAGUCUCUACCAGAUGCCUGGCUUCCUGCCCCGAUGCUUCACGGGGGUCCAUUACUGGAGACGGCCUCUAUGAGGGACCUUGGAGAUGGCGAGGGUGGUUACGUGGCGGAUGCACUAGGGAGAACCAUGCUACUCCCUAAGGACGUGGAGGAACUGAGGAGAAAGAGAAUGCAGGAGGUGGAGAGCAUAUUCUAUCCGGCGGCCAUCCGCGAGACCACUUCUACCAGCCCUGCGACUACGGAUGUUCAACCCGAGGAAGAGAUCACCUCGUCGGAAAACUUACAAGCCAGCGGUUCCUCUAGCAAGGCGCCCAAAGAGGGACAACUUCAGGAUGCGAUAGUAAUAUCGCAGCAUGCGGAUCCUGAGGCACCUACCGAGGUUACUGAGCCCGUGGUUGGCAUCCAGGUGUCCAGUACAGAAGAGCCAGCCACACUUACGCAGCCACUACAGGCUACUCUCCCUACUGUGGUCCCUCAGAGUACCAGUACUGGCCCUGCUCAGCCUUCCCUAGAAGGGACCAUCAUUCCGGGCAUCGAAGCUGAUUCUGUUCCUAUCUCCCAGGAUGUGACCGACAAAAAAGCAAAAAAGUAG